This is a messenger RNA of Cucurbitaria berberidis CBS 394.84, 1146 nucleotides long. RefSeq names its product eukaryotic translation initiation factor 4E type 3-A. Gene Ontology annotation, cellular component: eukaryotic translation initiation factor 4F complex. Gene Ontology annotation, molecular function: translation initiation factor activity; RNA 7-methylguanosine cap binding. Gene Ontology annotation, biological process: translational initiation. The record is from RefSeq and is a predicted model, not a curated record. Lineage: Eukaryota; Fungi; Ascomycota; Dothideomycetes; Pleosporales; Cucurbitariaceae. The coding region runs from base 1 to 1146 and encodes 381 amino acids. The transcript is spliced from 2 exons.
AUGACCGAGUCCGCUCGCCUCAUUAGCAUGCUCAGGGCAUCUGCUGUUCACAAAGCUAACUGCGACAAGCCCCUCGAUUACGGCUACUCACCCUGCGCGACUACCUCCCAAGUCCCUCAAGUCGAAACUGCACCUAUCCGUCUUAAGGUUAUUCCAGUAUCCCUCCUCGAAGGCCUCAUACACGCCAGUAAGCACGGUGUGCCUCGUCCGAACCAACCCCUGAGCGUCGACUUCAAAGUAGGCCUUGAUCAAAUUCUAAACACCCUCAACACCACCUUCUCGCGCGACGCCUCCGUCGUCGUUCCUAGCAAGGAGACCGCACACGACCUUGUCAACGAUCUCGCCAUCGAGAACUGCAAGCGCAUCUUCGUUGUUCGCUCAAGCACCACUCAGCUCGAGAAUAUUGCUAACAAUCUCGGUAUCGCAUUACUCUCUCCAACAAUGGCCGGCCGAUUCCCGGUGCUCAGCACCUCUGACCUCCCCCGAGCCUCUGCUGAAGAGCAGGCCGCCACUGCUUCGCCCGCCCGCGGCACCGCGAUGCUCAACUCCAUCUUCAAAUCCGUGCGCGUCCCCGAGUUCCGCUUCAAAUGGCUGUUCUGGGCCGAGAAGGGUCAGCAGUCCACUCCCAAAGACAAAGCUGCAAACUCGGAGGAAUACUCGUCGCGACCCAAGCCAUUGGGUGAGCAGAUCAUCAGUGUGCGGGAAUUCUACCAGCACUUCAACAACAUCCCUGUUGAGAGCUUGAAGCUGCGCGACUCGAUACACCUCUUUCAUUUGGGCAUCAAGCCAGUUUGGGAGGAUCCAAGAAAUGCGCGCGGUGGCGCUUGGUACUUCAAGGUCAGCAAGGAGCUUGCCGCGCAAUUCUGGCAUGAGAUGUGUCUUCUCGCCGUGGGAGACAUUCUCCAGUCUGCCGUUGAGACAAAGCGAGACUCCUUCAACGACGACAUCUGCGGCAUCACCUACAGCGUCCGCUGGAACGCAGUCCAGAUCGCCGUCUGGAACCGCGACGCAGAGAAUGUGGCUGGGCGCGAGAAGCUGUUGGCUAUCAUUCUCGACAAGCUAUCUCCCGAGCUGCAGCCGAAGAAGGAAGACAGCUACUGGUACAAGCCUCACAAGGAGCACAAGGGGUUUGUUGAGCAACAGUGA